This is a messenger RNA of Oenanthe melanoleuca, 411 nucleotides long. Its product is annotated as cytochrome c oxidase subunit 7C, mitochondrial. The transcript has 3 exons. NCBI's taxonomy places the organism in Eukaryota, Metazoa, Chordata, Aves, Passeriformes, Muscicapidae. The record is from RefSeq and is a predicted model, not a curated record. The coding region runs from base 99 to 290 and encodes 63 amino acids. Gene Ontology annotation, biological process: mitochondrial electron transport, cytochrome c to oxygen.
CUUCCUCGUUCCCGCUUCCGGUUCCGGUCUCGUCGGCCGCGCCAGCCUCGGGAAGGUCGCGCAGGGCGGACGAGUGGCCGCUGCUUCUUGCCGCUGUCAUGUUUUCCGCCGGUGUCCGCCGCUUCGCUACCUCCGCCAUCCGCCGCAGCCACUAUGAGGAGGGACCCGGGAAGAACCUGCCAUUCUCUGUGGCAAACAAGUGGCGGCUGCUGGCAACAAUGUGUGUUUUCCUUGGGAGUGGGUUUGGUGCCCCCUUCUUCAUCGUCAGACACCAGCUGCUGAAGAAAUGAAGAGGACAGGCUGUAGCUGCACUGGCUGGAGUUGAAGUCUUCUACACAGCAUCGUUCAAUGGGGAUAUGAUGGCUGCAACCCAUGCUGGAUGUCUCUAAAUAAAAUCUUAAACCCCACGGG